This is a messenger RNA of Onthophagus taurus, 2431 nucleotides long. RefSeq names its product DNA repair and recombination protein RAD54-like okr (gene okr). NCBI's taxonomy places the organism in Eukaryota, Metazoa, Arthropoda, Insecta, Coleoptera, Scarabaeidae. Gene Ontology annotation, molecular function: DNA translocase activity; ATP binding. Gene Ontology annotation, biological process: reciprocal meiotic recombination; double-strand break repair via synthesis-dependent strand annealing. Gene Ontology annotation, cellular component: nucleus. The record is from RefSeq and is a predicted model, not a curated record.
GUUGGUAAUCCGGAAUAAACACCAUCCAUAUCAGUUAAUACAAAGUUUUGAAUGGUUUUGAAUCAAAAUUUCAUCAAAUUUGAACGAUUAAUUCGGAUUUAUGGUGCGAAAACUUAAUAAUUGAUACAAAUUUUAAAAUGCGGCGCAGUCAAGUUUUGCGACAUCCGGGAUUAUCAGCGACGUCUUCAUCACCAUUAAAAGGAUCUACGUUAAAAAGGACGCGAAGAGAAGUUGUAUCGGUAUCACAAAAAGCCACAGAUGAAAAUCUUAAUAUCGCUCAAAGUCAUGAGGAAAUCAUCAAAAUUUUAUCCCGCCCGUUUAAAUGCCCGAUACCCAAUUAUGUCAGUUGUUAUUCAACGAAAACCCUCGGAAUGCGAAGACCCCGACCCCGCCGAUCACUUUACGAUCCAAAUACUCCGAACGCAUUGGUCUUGUAUGUCCCCCCUGACGUCUCAGAGCACGAUAAAUUAAAAAACGGCGAUACGAUUUUAGUCCACGUCGUUGUCGAUCCAAUUUUAAGUAAUGUUUUGAGGCCACAUCAAAGACAAGGAGUUAAGUUUAUGUACGAUUGUGUCACGGGAGUACAAAUCCCCGAUUUUUUCGGGUGCAUAAUGGCCGAUGAAAUGGGCCUGGGAAAAACUUUGCAAUGUAUCACCUUGUUGUGGUCACUUUUGCGUCAAGGACCCGAGUGCAAACCAAGUAUUGAUAAGGCUAUUAUUGUUUGUCCGAGUUCGUUGGUUAAGAAUUGGGCUAACGAGAUACAAAAGUGGUUAGAAGGUCGUCUCCCCUCAUUAGUAAUGGAAGGUGGGUUAAAAAAAGAAGAAAUGAGGAAACGAUUGAUGCAAUUCGUGCACGCGUUGGGUCGUACUGCAACUCCUUUGCUUAUUAUUUCGUAUGAAACGUUUCGAAUGCACUGCGAUAUUUUGCAUCGAAGCGAGAUAGGUAUGGUGAUGUGUGAUGAAGGGCAUCGAUUAAAAAAUUGCGAGAAUCAAACGUAUCAGGCUUUGAUGGGAUUAAAGGCGAAGCGUCGCGUUUUAUUGAGUGGUACUCCUAUUCAAAAUGAUCUCACCGAGUAUUUUAGUUUGAUUAAUUUUGUUAAUGAAGGGCUUUUGGGUACCCAACAGGAAUUUAAGCGAAAAUACGAAAAUUAUAUUUUAAAGGGCCAAGAUUCGAUGGCGACAGAAAAAGAGCGCAACCAAGCCCAAGAAUGUUUACAAGAAUUAUCAGCCAUCGUAAAUAAAUGCUUAAUUCGCCGUACGAGUAUAUUAUUAACAAAAUAUCUCCCGGUUAAAUUCGAAAUGAUAAUUUGUUGUCGAUUAACCCCGCUACAAAAACAACUUUAUUUGAACUAUAUUAAUUCUGAAGAAAUUAAAUCAUCCGUCCAUAACGGUAACAUUGAAAAAGCGGUGAAAACCCCGUUUUCAAGCGCGUUAUCCAGCAUCACCAACCUAAAAAAAUUAUGUAAUCACCCCGAUUUAAUCCUCGAUAAAAUCCUUGAUGGCGAAAAGGGAUUUGAAAAAUCAAUUUCUCUUUUACCGGCAAAAAAGAAAGACGAUGAUGUCCGAUCUGAAUUAUCAGGAAAAGUAUUCCUUUUAGAUUGCUUAUUAGCUAAUUUAAAGGCUAAUUACAACGAUAAAAUCGUGUUAGUUUCGAAUUAUACUCAAACGUUGGAUUUAUUCGAAAAAUUAUCCCGAAAACGCGCUUACAAAUACGUUCGUCUCGAUGGAACGAUGACCAUCAAAAAACGCGCAAAAAUCGUGGAGAGAUUUAACAACCCCGACUCUGAAGAGUGGAUUUUUAUGCUCAGCUCAAAAGCGGGCGGGUGUGGGUUAAAUUUAAUCGGGGCGAAUCGCUUGGUGAUGUUCGACCCCGAUUGGAACCCCGCGAACGACGAUCAAGCGAUGGCUCGAGUUUGGAGGGAUGGACAAAAAAAGCCGUGUUAUAUUUAUCGGUUUUUAGCGACGGGGAGUAUUGAGGAGAAAAUAUUCCAACGGCAAGCGCAUAAAAAAGCGCUUAGCUCGACGGUUGUCGAUAAUAACGAGGAUACUUUGAGGCAUUUCACCGCGUCGGAGUUGCGGGAAUUGUUUAAGUUGGAGGAGACGGACUCGGAUACGCAUAAAAAAUUGAAAUGUCAACGGUGUAUUAAUCGGAUACAGACGAGGAAUCCACCAGAAGAAGCAGAUUGCACCUCGGAUGUUGCGAAUUGGUAUCAUUGUUGGGAUAAGAAAGGAUUAGCCGAUAUCGUUUUAAAACAAGUUUGGGAUGUCUCAAAGUAUAUUUCGUUUGUAUUUCAUCAAAAAUCGGCUAAUCAAAUUGUGAAACCGGCCCCGAUUGAAGAAGAAUUCGAUGAAAACGAAGAAAAUGGAAAAAGCGAUUCUGAGGAAGAAUGGGAACCAUCGAGUGAUUAAAAAAUGAAAACGAUAACACUUAA